Messenger RNA from Arabidopsis lyrata subsp. lyrata, 1690 nucleotides. RefSeq names its product transcription factor MYB14. Lineage: Eukaryota; Viridiplantae; Streptophyta; Magnoliopsida; Brassicales; Brassicaceae. The coding region runs from base 863 to 1615 and encodes 250 amino acids. The record is from RefSeq and is a predicted model, not a curated record. The transcript is spliced from 3 exons.
AACAGUGUUUAAUAUAUGCGCACAGAAAAACUAUGAAACUUUUUAUGUUUCUUAUUGACUUAUAUGUCACCCAACAAGCUUGAUUGAGAUUAAAAGUUUGAUUAUUUUUGGGCCAUGAUCUGAUUGGAAUGGAGCACUAUGAGCCUCUUUCUUUGACAUUUUUAUGCAUAUAUAAUUUGAACCUUUCCUUCCUCCCAUAAUUUCUUAUUAUUGUUAAUUUUCUUUCCUAAUUUCUUAUUAUUCAUAUAUAGCCUUUUUUGCUUAAUAUUUUUUCAUAUAACUCAGGUAAUCCGAGGCUCCAAGCCAGAGUCCAGCUAAAAUACGUAGCACUGAGGAUCUCUUCCCGAAAUAGAAAGUUUUGGACCCUAUCUGGUUAUAAAUAAAGAGUAAGAUCGAUUUUUCGCCGAGUCAAAUGAAACCAUGACUAACCCUUAAGAAUCUUACCACUGAUGGAUUUCCAAAGAAUGGCACGGCGUUAUAGACAAUCUUUACCACGACAGGACCUCCAGUGGUUAUCGUCCUCAUCAAAACAGAUUAAAUACAUUAGAAAGAAGUUAAAAGGAAAAAGGUUAAAAACUUUGGACUGUGGGGAUCAAAAGUAUGAGAAAAUUUCAACUUGGAGUUGUCCCACGGUUGCAUUGUGAUUAUAUAUAAUAAUAAUAUGUGUAUAAAUAUAAUAACACACUAAACGUCUACAUCGCAUACUUCCUUCAAGCAUUUGGCUUCUUUAGCUCUCAUAAAACUCCCAUACCCAUUCAACACUUGUCCUUCUAAUCAUUUUACUCAAUUCAAGACCAAAGGUUUUUUUUCUUUCUUAUUAGUGUUAUUUUCUUGAGAGGGCAACGGAAACAGAAGAAAGAGAAUGGGAAGAGCACCAUGUUGCGAGAAAAUGGGGAUGAAGAGAGGACCAUGGACUCCUGAAGAAGAUCAAAUCUUGAUCAAUUAUAUUCAUCUUUAUGGUCAUUCUAAUUGGCGAGCUCUCCCGAAACACGCAGGUUUACUUCGAUGUGGGAAAAGUUGCAGACUUCGUUGGAUCAAUUAUCUGAGGCCAGACAUUAAACGUGGCAAUUUCACUCCUCAAGAAGAACAAACUAUCAUCAAUUUGCAUGAAAGCUUAGGCAACAGAUGGUCUGCGAUUGCUGCAAAGUUGCCGGGACGAACCGACAAUGAAAUAAAAAAUGUUUGGCACACUCAUUUGAAGAAAAGAAUCAGCAAAAAUAUUCAAAACAAUGGCGGAGACACCAAAGACAUUAACGGAAUUAACGAGACCGCACACGUAGACAAAGAAUCGGUGAUUGUCGACACAGCCUCUCUACAACAAUUUUCUAGUAGUAUUACGACAUUUGAUAUUUCAAAUGAUAGCAAGGACGAUGUUAUGUCGUACGAGGAUAUUUCUGCCUUGAUAGAUGAUAGUUUUUGGUCGGACGUCGUAUCAGUAGAUAACUUCAACAGCAAUGAGAAGAAAAUAGAGGAUUGGGAAGGGUUGAUCGAUAAGAAGGGUAAGAAAUGUAGCUAUAAUAAUUCGAAGUUGUAUAAUGAUGACAUGGAGUUUUGGUUUGAAGUUUUCACUAGUAAUCGUAGAAUUGAGGAAUUUUCCGACAUACCCGAGUUUUAAUUUUGAUUUUGUCGUUAAGACUUUGAAAGUCUUUUUGUAAUCCAAAUGAAUAAAUUUAAGAGUCUUUUUUUUUUC